CGGAAGUUCGCAGCACUUAUUUCGUUUGGAAGAGGAGUUUGAAGAUUUUCAAAGACAGUGGUCAAGCCUAGAGACUGUUGAUUUUGAAGCGCCGGAGUUGUUUUAAACAGUAUAGUUGACGGACUUUAUGGAGUUGGCUUGGGAUAAAGAAGAACAAGAUUUGGAUUCGUUUUUGGAACGGUUUGACUUACCUCAAAUUGUGCAGAUUGCCGAAGGAGUGUAUGAAUCCAGUGAGGAAACGACUCUUAGUCGAGGGCAAGUGCUCAAUCUUCACGCUCUGAAAAAGACCGAAUGUUACCAGGGAGUCACCGAUACAGGGGAAGAGAUAUACAUCCCAUUGAACUCCCCCAACAAAGUCCAUGUUUUUUUUGACAAGCGUUUAGAAAACUGCAAUUCGCCGGAUCAGGCGUGUGCAAUCUUUUCUAAAAAAAAGAAGCACGUCCAAGCCGAGGGGUCAGAUGAAGAACUGGAAGCCUCGCAUUUUGACAUCGAUACAAUGCAGCUCAUCUGUAUUGACAAUCAAGGCUGCGAAGUCACUUUUGAAUUGGCUCAGUUGAACAAACUCAUCGUUAGAGAAGAUUACAAGGAUGUUUUCGUAGCUGAAAUACGUGCUAAAGAAAUUUCGCCUCCAUUCACCGUACAGUUUACAGCACCGCAUAGUUCGUCUGCGUAUCUUCCAAGCGGUUGGAUACAAGUAAAGAAGGUUGUCACGAAGCUGGCGGUCAUCGCAACACCAUAUAACGUUGAGUUCAAGUCGAUUUUAACGUUACCCAGCACGCUUGAGGUGACAGUGUUAGCCCCACGACAAGCAUUGCCAAAUGAAAACCAUCCCGAGUAUCGUAAUUUGCGGGAAACGAUUAACAGGGAGAUGAACUUGAAAAAAGUUGAAGAAAAGAUUGAAAGUUACGACGGGAUAUACGACGAUGUGGAAACGGAAGGCGUGUCGUCCAUUCCAUACGCAACGACGUUUUUUGUCAAACCUGCCGCAGACGAUGGUAGCGGUGGUUUUGAAGAGCAAGCAAGUGAAAAUCAUCCCCGGUAUAGUAAUUUACGGGAGAAUGUUAACAAAAAGAUGAACUUGAAAAGAGUUGAAGAAAAGAUUGAAAGUUCUGACGAGAUAUACGACGAUGUGGAAACGACAGGCGUGUCGUCCAUUCCAUAUUCGUCGACGUUUUUUGUCACACCUGCCGCAGACGAUGGUAGCGGUGGUUUUGAAGAUCAGGCAAGCUCAAAAGCAAUGCCUAAGGAACGUCCAGCAACUCCACCGAAAAGCACUGGCGGUUUGAAACAAAGAGUUGGCCGAUUGUUCAGCCGAAUAUUUAGAAGGAAAAAAAACACUAUCUCAGAUAGCGAAACUGGACAGGAAGAGGAUGUUUCGCCAAGGGUAUACUACGAGACGCUCUAUGCUCCGCGACAGCUUCUAUGGGACCGCAAAACAGAUGACUUGAAUGUGAAAGAGGUCAGGUUGUUCCUGAACUACCUUAACCUGGGCCAGUAUGGAGAGCUUUUUGAGCGAGAGCAGGUGGAUGGGAAAUUGCUGAAGAGUUUAACUAAAGAAUUGCUUCAAACCCACUUCAAAAUGAUCGAAUCCCAUGCACGUGAUUUGGAAAGAGCUGCACGUCAAAAUUGGCGGCCUGCUAUCCAAAAUUGAAAAGGAAAACGGUGGCUAUUCCUAAGGCGACCGGUUUUUUAUUUUCUCAGAUGGAACUAAACUAUAAAAAUUUCUACCAACCUGUGUAAUUAUAUAUAAUCAUUAUAUAUGUCGUAAUUUUAUAUAAUUAAUGAUAUAAUAAUUAUUAUACAUUAUAUAUAAUAAGAUAUAAGAAGGAUCCAUUCUUAGAUAUGUCGUAAUUAUAUAUAAUUAUUAUAUACGUCGUAAUUAUAUAUAAUUGAUAAUAUAAUAAUUAUUAUACAUUAUAUAUAAUAAGAUAUAAAAAGGACCCAUUCUUAUAUGUGUCGUAAUUACAUACAAUCGAUUUAAAGAAGGAAUUCGUGCUCAAAAUUUGCAACUGCAUGAAUGAAGCUUUUUGUAAUACAUGAUUUAUUAUGCUUAUUGUACUAUAACGUAUAUAUGAAUAAUUAUACUGAUUAAUGGGGUUAGUGGGAGUUAAUAAUAUUUAUAGUAUAUUAUAUUGAUUCAAGUAAUUAUUUAGUAGACGACCCUCGUAAAAAUCAGCUUUCAUAACUUGAUGAGGGGGCUAUAAUAUAGCGUGUAACUUUUAAAUAAAGAUUUACUAUAUAUUAAUAAAAAUACUAUCUUAUUGUAGCAGUCGUAUAGCUGUGCUUUAUAUAUAAAUACUAAUGAAAUUUGUUUUGAUUACACUUGUU
This is a messenger RNA of Dendronephthya gigantea, 2328 nucleotides long. RefSeq lists its product as uncharacterized. The transcript has 6 exons. Lineage: Eukaryota; Metazoa; Cnidaria; Anthozoa; Malacalcyonacea; Nephtheidae. The record is from RefSeq and is a predicted model, not a curated record. Bases 128 to 1651 code for a protein of 507 amino acids. Gene Ontology annotation, molecular function: protein binding.